Messenger RNA from Pseudoliparis swirei, 1658 nucleotides. RefSeq lists its product as uncharacterized. Gene Ontology annotation, biological process: response to bacterium. The transcript has 5 exons. The record is from RefSeq and is a predicted model, not a curated record. The coding region runs from base 126 to 1160 and encodes 344 amino acids. Lineage: Eukaryota; Metazoa; Chordata; Actinopteri; Perciformes; Liparidae.
UCUCAGAUUUCCUUGGUAGGACGUACAGCACCGUGUCACAUGAGGGCGGCCAAUCAAACACAGUCUUGUCUCUGAAGAGUGAAGAAAGUAAGAUUCUCUUCAUUCAACACGAGAAUUUGAACACGAUGACAUCUCCAACGAUUGCCUCCUUUGUGACGUGGUUGUUCUUGUGUCAAAUGACUCAUGCAACUGAUCUGACGUCGUCCUCAACUGUGCGUCAAGAGAGAAGUUUUGUAUCAGCUAAUGUUGGAGAAAACAUUACUUUACGAUGUUUCAAUAGUAAUGCAGUAUGGCUUCACUGGUACAAGCAAAUACUGGGACACAAACCAACGCUGAUCUCCUCCUUUUAUACUUUUAGUAAAAAAGUCAUAUUUUUUCAGGAAUUCAACAACAAAUUCCGCUUCACACUGGAUACUGAAAAUGGUCAAAAUCACUUGACAGUUUUUGAUGUGGACAUUUCAGACUCAGCUACUUACUACUGCGCAGGUAGCUCUAUAUUUAGAAUGACUUUUGGCGAAGUCAUUGUUGUCAGUGUCCGGGGUUCAGGUGUGAGCGUCCCAGUGUUGGUCCACCAGUCAGCGUCUGAGACCAUCCAGCCAGGAGGCUCUGUGACUCUGAGCUGUACAGUUCACCCUGGGACCUGUGAUGGGGAACACAGUGUCUACUGGUUCAAGGACUCUGAAGAGUCUCAUCCAGGACUCAUUUACACCCACGGAGGCCGGAAUGAUCAGUGUGAGAGGAAAGCCAGCACACAGAAGACACACACCUGUGUCUACAACCUGCCGAUGUCUGACGCUGGGACCGACUACUGUGCUGUUGCCUCGUGUGGACACAUGCUGUUUGGAGACGGGACCAAGCUGGACUUUGAGGAGGAAGUCCACUCUCUUGUCUUGGUGAAUUUCUUGAGUGGAGCGUUGACGUUCACCAGCAUCCUGAGUGUCUUACUGGCUGUCUCAGUGUGCAUGAUGAACAAGGGGAGCAGCUGCCCGAGCUCAGAGUUUAACACAAGAUGUCCAGCUCCCUCCGCAGAAAACGACAUGGGUCAACAACACAAAGAAAUCAUGUUUCAUGCAGAUCUAAGUGUCCACCUGCAGAACGGGUCAAGAAGACCGAAGGAUCCGACCUGGAGUGAAUGUGUGUACUACAGCGUGAAGCAGUAGAACUGGACGUACUACAUUUGUACUUUUGAGCCUGACAGGGAUUUCUCUUUUAAAGUGUAAUGUAGAUUUAUAUCUCAGUUGGGAAUAAGCGGAUUGUAUAUCUGCUUUUUGAGCCAAUAUUACAUGUUUCUAUGCUUCGCUAAUGUGCAUAUUCAGGAUACUCAUUGGUGGUCUGUGUGGUCUGAAGCAGGUUAUCUUUAAACCAUGUAUCUAUAUUAUCUCUACAAAUAAAUGUGUUUUCAUGACUUAAUCAGUAUAUUUCAAAGUUUAGAUUUACCGACUGUUUUAAAGUCACUCAAACGCUUCUAGCUUCUUACUAGCAUUGCAUGAUAAUCAAUAAACUGAUAUGGUCUGUCAUUAAUAAAUAUACAUGUCAGAAUAAUCAAGUAAGGUUGUUGCCAAUUAUUUUCUCUUCUAGAGAUGGUCCUGGUUCUCUCGAUACGUUAUGGAUAUGAAUGCUGUUCUAUACAUAAUUAUGAAAUAAAAAUAUAUAUUUUC